Messenger RNA from Condylura cristata (star-nosed mole), 1860 nucleotides. It is a transcript of the gene FTSJ1, whose product is annotated as FtsJ RNA methyltransferase homolog 1 (E. coli). Gene Ontology annotation, molecular function: tRNA methyltransferase activity. Gene Ontology annotation, cellular component: cytoplasm. Gene Ontology annotation, biological process: cytoplasmic translation; tRNA methylation. NCBI's taxonomy places the organism in Eukaryota, Metazoa, Chordata, Mammalia, Eulipotyphla, Talpidae. Bases 293 to 1252 code for a protein of 319 amino acids. The transcript has 13 exons. The record is from RefSeq and is a predicted model, not a curated record.
CACCUACGUCGACGCAAGAUGACGGGACUCACGUUGAGCGUUCAGGUCUGGUCUGAGCCCAGCCGGAACCUCGGCGUUCAGCGAUGACAUGCUUGCCACGCUGUGGUCGCCCCUAGGCAUGCGCGACAGGCAUUCGGAUCAACUAAGAACACAAACUGAAACCCUCGGAUUUCUAACUGCUUUGCUCUGUCGCCAAGGGUCGGGCUGCUCGCGGACUGGCUUUCACCCCUUUCUACCCAUUCGGAAAGCUUAAGCUUGCUGUUGGCAGGUCCCUGGGCAAACUGUAUGUGAGAUGGGACGGACGUCAAAGGACAAGCGGGAUGUCUACUACCGCCUGGCCAAGGAGAAUGGCUGGCGUGCCCGUAGUGCCUUCAAGCUGCUCCAGCUCGACGAGGAAUUCCAACUCUUCAAAGGAGUAACACGGGCAGUUGACCUGUGUGCAGCCCCCGGAAGCUGGAGCCAGGUGCUGAGCCAGAAAAUUGGGGGCCAGGGGUCUGGCCACGUGGUGGCUGUGGACCUUCAGGCUAUGGCUCCGCUACCAGGUGUGUUACAGAUCCAGGGGGACAUCACUCAGCUCUCCACGGCCAAGGAGAUCAUUCAGCACUUUGAGGGCUGCCCCGCGGACCUAGUGGUGUGUGACGGGGCUCCUGAUGUAACGGGACUCCAUGAUGUUGAUGAGUAUAUGCAGGCCCAGCUCCUCCUAGCCGCUCUGAACAUUGCUACACACGUCUUGAAGGCAGGGGGCUGCUUUGUGGCCAAGAUCUUCCGAGGCCGGGAUGUGACACUGAUCUACAGCCAGCUCCGUGUCUUCUUCUCCAGCGUGCUCUGUGCCAAGCCCAGAAGCAGCCGGAACUCUAGCAUAGAGGCCUUCGCUGUGUGUCAAGGUUAUGACCCUCCUGCAGGCUUCCUGCCGGACCUGACUAAACCCCUCCUGGACCACUCUUACGAUCCAGAUUUCAACCAAUUGGACGGUCCUACUCGCAUCAUUGUGCCAUUUGUCACCUGUGGGGACCUGAGCUCCUAUGAUUCAGACCGCAGUUACCCACUGGACCUAGAGGACGGCUCAGAGUACAAGUACACUCCACCCACACAACCCCCCAUCUCCCCACCGUACCAGGAGGCCUGCACGUUGAAGAAGAAGGGGCGACUGGCCAAGGAGAUCCGCCCUCAGGACUGCCCCAUCAGCACAGUGGACACACUGACCCAGUCUCUCACCUCCCCACCACGACACACCCUGCUGACCUCUGAGUAGGUGGAAGACCAUGAAAUGAAUUGUUCACCUUAACAUAUUAAGCUAACUGACAAACUGAUACAACUCAGAAGCUAUUUACUUUCAGGAAAACCAGAACUUGCGUUGAUGAAGUUGUUUCCAAAUAUCUCAUCAAUGGGUCCUGAACAUACAAGCCUUGUGCAGAAACCUGCAACCACACAGAAAUAGCAGGGAAAGAAACUUCAUGGAAUGAAUGUCUGCACUGCAGAGAGAAUUCUAGAGUGAUGCCUUCCUUCCCUCUUCUGCAAACCUUUCCAGGGGUGUCCUGAUUUUGUACAGAAUUUACCCCAAAAGCAGGGGUUUUUAACCUGGAUAGAAGUCAGGGUAUCCAUGAACUUAUGGAGGAAAAUAUUACAUCUUUAUUUUCACUAAUAUAACUGAAGUUUAGCUUGACAUCCAAAUAUGAAUGCCGGCAGCAGUCACAGUAGUAAAAGCAAUGCCUGUGACCUUCCACCCAUACAAGUCACAGUUACUUUUUAUGUUAGAUUACAGUUGUUGCAGGCAACUUGAGAUAUUGUUCACUUUCAUCAGUACUUUGAGUCAUAGAAGAUCUUAUAAUUUGAUCAACUAAUUAAAAAGUAUAUUAUUGC